Messenger RNA from Ctenopharyngodon idella (grass carp), 1533 nucleotides. RefSeq names its product colony stimulating factor 1b (macrophage) (gene csf1b). The coding region runs from base 273 to 1127 and encodes 284 amino acids. NCBI's taxonomy places the organism in Eukaryota, Metazoa, Chordata, Actinopteri, Cypriniformes, Xenocyprididae. Gene Ontology annotation, molecular function: growth factor activity; cytokine activity. The transcript has 9 exons. Gene Ontology annotation, cellular component: membrane. The record is from RefSeq and is a predicted model, not a curated record.
AAGACAAGGAGGGGGUGAAGGGAAGGGAAAGAGAGAGUUCCUGUGAGAAAAUUCACUAGACACUAGUUGUUUGACCAUUGUUCCAUGCUUGACAAGAAUGUGCAUUAAAGUCAAUGUCUGGGUCAGCGUGCUUUAAUUUAGAUGGUGGAUGGAUUCUGUUACGAGCUUUUGUGUCAUUCUGCUUCAAGUCUUCACAGCAAAACAUCACCUGGAUCUGCUCAAAUGCAUCUAAUUGAGGAUUGUAAUCUUCUCCUGCUGGAUCGGUGAGCCAGAUGAACAACCCUACACCCUUUCACUUCUACAAAACCAAGGGGAAGAAUGUGUGUGUUCUCAUGCUGCUGUGUGUUCCCCUUUCCAUGAUGGACAUCCCUGGUCCUUGCAAACAUGCCAUAACCAUGGACCACCUGCUUCAACUAAAACAACUGAUUAGUAACCAGUUGCGGACUGGCUGUUCAAUCACAUAUACAUUCAUUGAGAGAAAACACCUGAGCAUGGUGUGUUAUGUGAAGGCUACUCUGCCAAGGGUGCUUGAACUGUUUAACGUCCACUUCAAAUACAUGCGGGGCUCAGGAAGUGCUCAAGCAGUGGUCUCCAUACAGAACCUCAUUCUCAACAUCUACUCCCAACACUGCAUACCUUCACUGAAUGAGGAACUGGAGGAAGACCCCGUAGCAUUCGAGAGGCAGUACAAUGAGACUCCUGUCCAAGCACUUCAAAGAGUCGAAGAGGUUCUGUCCCUCUACUUGCACCUCAUCACAUCCACUAACACUUCUGUUAACUGGACCUGCGAACAAGAGUAUAGCAGCAAUGUAUCCCCUACUGUGACACCGCUUACCACUAGCACAGAGACUGCGGUGGGAUUAUUCGGGCAAGAUCCUCAGGGGUCCUCCAGCGAUAAUUUCUACAGGCUGGGCUUCAUUGUGGUCUCCAUCUGUGGAGGAUUUCUUUUCCUACUCACUGCCUACUGCCUCCUAGAGAGAAAGAAGCUGCAACGCCAGCUUCACAGAACAAGAAUGUCAUCAGACUGGGGAUUACAAGUUGUCGAAAAUUUUGAAAUCCAAGAGGAAGUAUACCAGAUGACUGACCGACGGAAAGCUUUUGGCUCACACCUCUCCACUGCCUUCUAACUGAUUUGAGCUUCCUGGAUGCUCACAAGAGAUCACAACCAGUGACACAGACUGCCUUACAGACCACAACCGUAACAACACCUGACAGUGUUUCCAACAUCAGAGGAAACAGACUUAAGAUAUACUUCUGAUUUGUUAACAUAACCCUGGACCUUGUACAUAUGUAAAUAUGCAUAUUAUUACAAACAUUUAUUUCUGGACUACUGGAAAAGUCAAAGUAUUGCAUGCUAAGUAAUGCUACAGUUACAUCAAUUCACAACGCACCUACUGUAACAACUAGAAAAAGAAAAUCAGUCAAUCAUAGUUUGUUUCAUAGUUGUUUUCUGCUGUCAGUCUGCUAUAAUGCUGUUAUUGUUCAUAUGUGGGCAGUAUGUUACAGUAAAGGCUUCAUUUGUUAAUACAGAAA